AUGGCCGAGCCAGACUACAGCUCGCCUUACUGGGCUGCUUUUUCCACAGGUCCAGGACCACAAGGCUCAGAGAUGCCUGCCCCGCUUCUUCCUGGACAUGCACCCUCGUUUGCCCAAGGAUUUCCCUCUUUGUCUUACGAGCCUCCCUAUCAUCAAGUCAAUGCCCCUCCUAUGCCUCCCUUCUCCGAAGUACAUGCCUUUGCUUUCUACACACAUACACCAGGACGGUCGCCCUAUCCAAUGCCAGUAGCCCACCCACCACAUAUGCGUCCGUACCCUCAACCCCAUUCAAGGCUUCCUCCAGCCCUCCGCAAUGGCUCUGCUGGCGGACGUAUGGACAGCCCUAGUCUUUCGGAUACCGGGGACAACUUCCCAAGGGUUGACCCUUCCAUACCACGCGGAACACAGGCUUUCUUUCCUGCCUAUUUUGCAGGACAUGAACCUCUUUUGCCACCAGCAAACGGACCUUCUCCCAUGGCUAGACGGUAUCACUAUCCAAUCGGCCCUCCAGCUCCACCAGCCCUCAGCUCUGAUGAUCAAGACCGUAUGCAAGCGCCAAACCGUGGAAACAUAGAUCAGCAUCAGCGGACUCCCUCACUCAAUCCAAGGUCGUCACACGUAGAACAGCCUCCACACAACAACCGGCCAUACAUGCAUCCAGAACGGCGUUCAACAGCACUAUUCAACCCUCAAGGUCGUCGAUCAGACCGUAGUGUCUCUCCUCGGACUUCGACCCGCCGGAGUUUCGACAGAUACUCCUCCGAUUUCUCCCCUUCCAUCACAUCGUCCGAUGCAGAAGAGGGCGCUCUUCGUGCGGCGCCGUCAAAUCGCGCACGACACCGACCGAGAGAGGUUCGGCCACGCUUUCUCCCCCAGCGCCAGGACCCCAACAUCCCGAGUCUCCGACAGAUUCAGGAUCUCAAAGACAAACUCCCACGACGCCUGCCGAGUGAGCUCCCGGAAGGCGCGUCCUGUGCGUGCGACAUUUGCCAGAAAGAUUACUCGAGCACCUACGUGCAACCAUCAGAAGAAGAUGAAAUAGCCAUACAAUUACCUUGUGGCCACUCUUUUGGGGAGUUUUGCAUUUUCCAAUGGUUUGAUACUUGCAAAACCCACAAGAACAAGGUCACUUGUCCAAUGUGCCGUAAACUGCUCAUCGAACCUGUGCGGUACUCACCUGCGCUGUUGCACGCAAUUUCCCGACAUGGUCCAGCGUUCCAAGAGCUACUCGCCAACGAGCUUCGAGGCGACUUUGCCCAUACGUGA
Messenger RNA from Dothidotthia symphoricarpi CBS 119687, 1266 nucleotides. RefSeq lists its product as uncharacterized. Gene Ontology annotation, molecular function: ubiquitin protein ligase activity. Bases 1 to 1266 code for a protein of 421 amino acids. The transcript has 2 exons. Lineage: Eukaryota; Fungi; Ascomycota; Dothideomycetes; Pleosporales; Dothidotthiaceae. Gene Ontology annotation, cellular component: cytoplasm. The record is from RefSeq and is a predicted model, not a curated record. Gene Ontology annotation, biological process: ubiquitin-dependent protein catabolic process.